This is a messenger RNA of Momordica charantia (bitter melon), 1926 nucleotides long. The record is from RefSeq and is a predicted model, not a curated record. NCBI's taxonomy places the organism in Eukaryota, Viridiplantae, Streptophyta, Magnoliopsida, Cucurbitales, Cucurbitaceae.
AAUACAUUUGAAAAAAUAUUUGGUCAUUCUCUUUGAUUUCAUGAAAUGCCAACAAAAUGGUUGAAAAUGGGCAAAUUUGACUUUGUUGGUUUAUGCCUUGUUUUUCUCCUAAGCAAUGGAAUUGGAUUUGUGGUCUCUCAUGGCCAAACCAAUGAACUUCAUAUUCCACAACAAGCUCUAAGGACAUCUUACCACUUUCAACCCCCAAAAAAUUGGAUGAAUGAUCCAAAUGGGCCAAUGUACUACAAGGGAGUGUACCACCUGUUUCAUCAGUACAACCCAAAUGGAGCAGUCUUCAAUCAAAAAAUGGUGUGGGCUCAUUCAAUUUCACUCGAUUUAAUCAAUUGGGUUCAUCUCAAUCCUGCUCUAGAGCCCACCCAUCCCUUCGAUAUCAACGGUUGCUGGUCUGGCUCUGCCUCCUUCCUCCCCGGCAACAAGCCCGUAAUUCUCUACACUGGAAUUGAUUCCAGUUUCAACCAGGUUCAGAACCUAGCAAUCCCCGCCAAUUUCUCAGACCCCUUUCUCGAAAAGUGGACUAAAUUCCCCAAUAAUCCCAUCAUUUCUCCGCCCGAUCACGUCCUGGGAGAUAGAUUCAGAGACCCAACAACGGCUUGGCGUGGCCCAGAUGGAGGGUGGAGGGUCGCCAUUGGAGGCCAGACGAGCGAUGGAGGAGGAGCGGCGAUGCUUUACAGAAGCGAGGACUUCAUUCGUUGGAAUCUGCUCAGGUUUCCUCUUUAUUCUUCUCCAGAUUCUGGAACUUGGGAGUGCCCUGAUUUUUUCCCUGUGCUGCUUAAUGGAACGAAUGGGGUUGAUUUUUCAAGUGGGUUUGGGAUUGGUGUUAAGCAUGUGAUGAAGGCUAGCUUUAACUCUCAUGAUUAUUAUACAUUGGGAAGUUAUGCCCCUGAGGAAGAGAAGUUCACUCCUGAUUCUGGUUCUGAUUUUGGCUUUAGAGGAACCAACUUAGGGUUGAGAUAUGAUUAUGGGAAGUUUUAUGCUUCCAAGACAUUCUAUGACAGCUCCCAGAAGAGGAGGAUUUUGUGGGGUUGGGUUAAUGAAUCUGAUAGCAGAGAAGAUGAUAUCAAGAAGGGAUGGUCUGGACUGCAGGCGGUUCCUCGGAAGAUUUGGCUAUCUAAAACUGGAAGGCAGUUGAUACAGUGGCCAGUUGAGGAAAUUAAGGCUUUACGCAGAAACCAUUUUAGCUUGAAUCAUAAAGAACUUAUAGGAAGAUCAACAAUGAAAGUUCCUGGUGGCUCGGCCUCACAGGUCGAUGCAGAGGUUUCGUUUGAAUUUCCGUACUUAGAGGAGGCCGAGAGAAUGGACACAAGAUGGGUUGAUCCCCAAUUGCUGUGUAGUGAAAGAAAUGCAUCAGUUAACGGGAGAGUUGGGCCCUUUGGUUUGUUGGUUUUGGCCUCCAAUGACUUGUCUGAACAAACUGCAGUAUUCUUUCAUAUUCUCAAAGCUCAUAAAAGAUAUGUAGUGCUGAUGUGCAGUGAUCAAAGCAGGUCGUCUUUCAGAAACAGGGUAGAUAAAACCACUUAUGGGUCAUUCGUAGACAUAGAUCCACGCCACGAAAAGAUAUCAUUGAGAACGCUGGUAGACCAUUCCGUUGUCGAGAGCUUUGCAGGGGAAGGAAAAACUUGCAUCACUUCCCGAGUAUAUCCAACUUUGGCUGUCGAUAAAGACGCCCGUUUAUAUGCAUUCAACAAUGGAACUCAAAGUGUAGUGAUUUCCAGUUUGAAUGUUUGGAACAUGUCAAAGGCUCAAAUCAAUGAGAACCAGCCCUGAAGAAGAAGCUCUAUGCCUCAAAUUUCAUUGCUUUUGUUAGUUUCUUGUUUGCAAAAUAAAUGAGUUUGUUGUAAUCUUUUGUAUCUGAAAAAUUCACUCUUAUUAUUUUGCUUAUUUGAGAGUAGGGUUCAAUUGCCAUUU